Pygoscelis adeliae (Adelie penguin) is the source of this 1543-nucleotide messenger RNA. It is a transcript of the gene ZFYVE21, whose product is annotated as zinc finger, FYVE domain containing 21. The record is from RefSeq and is a predicted model, not a curated record. The transcript has 8 exons. Gene Ontology annotation, molecular function: metal ion binding. NCBI's taxonomy places the organism in Eukaryota, Metazoa, Chordata, Aves, Sphenisciformes, Spheniscidae. The coding region runs from base 1 to 858 and encodes 285 amino acids.
AUGACUACGACGACCUUUGACUGGAGGGACUCCAAACCGUGCUGCACGCUCCGCUCGCACCGAGCCACUCCAUUGCAGCCGGUGCUCGAGGCACUGGGAAGAGAGGGAAACCACCAGCAGCCAAUUACCGGGAGGCCAGGCGUGUCCCACGGACAAGGCACCGACCGAGGCCGCCCGGCUCUACCGCAGCCCACCCUGGCGCAGAGAAACGUGAGCGGCAGCAGCCCCCCGCGGCCCUGCCCAAGAUGUAUGCAGUGUGAUACGAAAUUUGACUUCAUAACUAGAAAGCAUCACUGCCGAAGGUGCGGAAAGUGCUUCUGUGACAAGUGCUGCAGUAAAAAAGUGCCUCUGCCUCGCAUGUGCUUUGUGGACCCUGUGCGCCAGUGUGCUGAAUGUGCCCUCAUCUCUCAGAAAGAAACAGAGUUUUAUGACAAACAGCUUAAAGUGCUCAUGAAUGGUGCUACAUUCUUUGUAACUCUGGGAACAUCUGACAAAUCUGAGCUCAUGGUUUGUCGACUUUCCAAUAAUCAGAGAUACCUGAUUUUGGAUGGAGACAGCCACUAUGAAAUUGAAAUUAUACAGAUUUCAACUGUUCAGAUAAUUACAGAGGGAUUUACUCCUGGAGAAAAAGAUAUUCACACUUACACCAGCCUUCUGGAGAGCCAGCAUAUUACUGAAGGAGGUAACACUCGUGCCGUAGGUAUGAUUCUGCAGUAUAAGGUACCAGGAUCAGAGGAGCUAACGCAGAUGAAAUUUACAGCCAGUGAAGACUUCAGCUGUAACAAGAAGCUGUCAGCAAGCUGGCUGGCAGCUAUGCAUAAGGCAACAAAACUCCUUUAUGAGUCCCGGGACCAGUAAGAACAGCAAACUGUUGGCCACUUGAGGGAAGACACCAGCCGCCAUGGACCCGCCUCUCGCUUUUUGCUGUUCUUGACCCUUUCUCAUUCCAGUGUGGUUCAUUUAUGUAAGAACUGGCAAAUGCAACGCGAGUAUUUUUUUGAACCAUGAGUAUUCACUAUAGUGUGCAAUAUGUAUACAAUUAAUGCUUUAAACAGCCUCACCUUUUAAGACUUUGUAUAUUUUGUUAAGCCUUUAUUGGCACUUAAUAUGAAAGUGACCUGCACUACAGCUAAUGUACAGCACAACUUUUAUAGUAACAAUUAUAUAUACUGUUUGCUACAAAAAGCAAACAAAUGUGUUUGUCUCUUCUGCAGAGAAUAGCUUUUGGGUAUAGAUCUCAGGUUUUUCCCUCUAUCCAAAUGUUUAAAAUCAAUGUACAAUAAAAUCUGCCUUAGAUAUGCUUUUAUAGAAGUCACUUGAUUUUUUUUUAAACAUUUAAUUACUUUACCAAAUAUCACCAGAUUGGACUUACAUGAACAUGAUCUCAAAACUUUCCUUCUGUAAUAAAUAAGCUUCCAGAAUAACUUUUAGUUUUGUAUUUUUUUUGGUAACUAGCUUUUGUUAAUCUAACUGUAAUGCUAUCUGAAAUUGUAUACAAUUUAAUGUACAAAUAUGAAUAAAUUAAUUCACUUAUUUAAAAAAA